AUGAAGCCAUCCGAGGCCGAUACCGCGCAAACAGCGUCCCUCGUCGCCAAGGAGAGUCCCAUCCAGCUCACCACCGUCGCCGACGGCGGCCACAACUACAUUGACGAGAACGGAGGCGAUCCGGUUCACAAAUCAACCCGCGACGAUGUCAUCUCCAUGCAGCGUAUGGGACGCACGCAGGAGCUUGUGCGGCAUUUUCGCACGCUGUCCAUGAUUUCCUUUGUCGGGCCGUCGACGACGGCGUGGGAGACCAAUAUCUUUGUCUUUACGCAGGGCCUCAAGGAUGGGGGCCGCCCAGGCGUCAUGUACAGCCUCAUUUGGAGCUUUUUCGGCUUCGUGCCCGUGUACCUGAGCAUGGCCGAGAUGGCGAGCAUGGCGCCCAUUGCCGGCGCGCAGUACCACUGGGUCAGCGAAUUCGCACCAGAGAGCUGUCAAAAGAUUCUCAGCUACAUGACGGGCUGGACGUCGACUCUGGCUUGGCAGGCCGGAAACGCCAGUGGCAUGUUUGAAGUAGGUAUCAUCAUCCAGGCUAUAAUCACCGCCAACAUGGAUUACGACGCUCCGAGAUGGCACGCCGCCGUCAUCAACAUUGCAUUCACCCUGUUUGCCCUUGGCGCCAAUGUAUUAGGCUCCCGGGCCCUACCAUACUGGCAGAAUGCCAUCUUUGCCUUUCAUAUCCUCGCCUUUGUCGCGUUUCUGGCUCCCAUCUGGGUCAACGUGCCCCAAGCUAGCCACCACGAUGUGUGGGCGCUUUGGGAGAACCGUGGCGGCUGGCCCUCCCUGACUUUGGCGAUUCUUGUCGGUCAGAUGCCUGGCAUUGCCGCGCACGUCGGCAUUGAUACCGCUGCCCACAUGGCAGAAGAAGUACGCGACGCGGCCAAGACGAUCCCCCGCAUUAUGCUUGUUGGGUUUCUGAUCAACAUGGCUCUUAUCUUUCUCAGUCUCCUCACGUUUUGCUAUCACAUCGUCGAUAUCCCCACCGCUCUUGACGACCCUACCGGCUACCCAGGCAUCUGGGUUAUCCGUCAGUCGAUGAGUCAGCCGUGGCUCAACAUCCUACUCGCCGUCAUCCUCAUCCUGGAAGUUUUUGGCGAGCUUUCCUACUUUGCUGCCGUCAGUCGUGAUCUCUUUGCUUUCGCUCGCGAUGAUGGUUUUCCCUUUUCGAAAUGGCUAGCUCGCGUGGACCACGAGCGCCAAAUCCCGACAAACGCCUACAUCUUCUCCGCUGGCUUCAGUAUUGCUCUCAGUUUCAUCUAUCUCGGCAGUGAUGUCGCAUUUUAUGCUGUCCUCUCACUGAGCACAGUAGCGAUGCUUCAGUGCUAUCUCUUCAGCAUCGGUUGCAUGACGUGGCGCCGGAUUUUCCAUCCCCAUACACUGCCCCCAGCGCGCUUCUCUCUCGGCCGCUGGGGUCUUCCUAUUAACAUCGCCGCAGUAGUAUUUUCGUUCUGGGGCUUCUUCUGGACUUUCUGGCCGGAAGAAACACCAGUUACUUUGGCCGUGUUCAACUGGGCGUCGCCAAUCUUUGUCGCCACGCUGCUACUGGCGCUAAUCAAUUAUAUUUUCAGGGGCCGAGAAAGGUACCAUGGCCCGGUUACUCUGGUAGAGGGCCGCAAACUCCGCGAAGAAUAG
Beauveria bassiana ARSEF 2860 is the source of this 1629-nucleotide messenger RNA. Its product is annotated as GABA permease. The transcript is spliced from 3 exons. Gene Ontology annotation, molecular function: transmembrane transporter activity. Gene Ontology annotation, cellular component: membrane. The coding region runs from base 1 to 1629 and encodes 542 amino acids. The record is from RefSeq and is a predicted model, not a curated record. Gene Ontology annotation, biological process: transmembrane transport. Lineage: Eukaryota; Fungi; Ascomycota; Sordariomycetes; Hypocreales; Cordycipitaceae.